Molecule: messenger RNA, 1271 nt
Organism: Cicer arietinum (chickpea)
Lineage: Eukaryota; Viridiplantae; Streptophyta; Magnoliopsida; Fabales; Fabaceae
Product: glucan endo-1,3-beta-glucosidase-like
Biological process (GO): carbohydrate metabolic process
Molecular function (GO): hydrolase activity, hydrolyzing O-glycosyl compounds
Source: RefSeq, a predicted model, not a curated record
AUGAAGCCCCGGGUAGAUUAUAACACACUUACAAAACUUCUAAGACUUUUUGAGCCAAAUCCUGAUGUGUUAGAAGCAUUAAAAGGUUCAGGUAUAAAAGUAAGUCUUGGAACAAGAAAUGAUGAUGUUAAAGUGAUAGCAUCAAGUGUAAGUGCUGCUAACCAAUGGGUAAAUACCAAUAUUGCCCCUUACAGUCAAGUAAAUUUCACAUGGAUUGUACUAGGAAAUGAAAUUAUUCCAGGCAUAGGUGUGAAUUAUGGGAGGAAUGGUGACAAUCUUCCAUCCCCACAAAAUGUUAUAAGCCUUUACAAGAAAUGUGGGAUAAAACUUCUAAGACUUUUUGAGCCAAAUCCUGAUGUAUUAGAAGCAUUAAAAGGUUCAGGUAUAGAAGUAAGUCUUGGAACAAGAAAUGAUGAUGUUAAAGUGAUAGCAUCAAGUGUAAGUGCUGCUAACCAAUGGGUAAAUACCAAUAUUGCCCCUUACAGUCAAGUAAAUUUCACAUGGAUUGUACUAGGAAAUGAAAUUAUUCCAGGUGCGGAAGGAGUUUUUGCUACACAAGCUAUGCAAAACAUGAAAGAAGCAUUAAUUUCAAUUGGAUUAACUAACACUAAAGUUACCACAUCAUUUUUUUUGGCUGGACUUGCAUCCUCUUACCCUCCAUCUGCAGGGGCAUUUACUGAUGAGGUUGCAGAAGUAAUGAAAGAUGUUACAGCUUUUUUGCUACAAAAUGAUGCACCCCUUAUGGCCAAUGUGUACCCUUAUUUCCCUUAUGCAUCUAAUCCAGCAGAAAUUAAAUUGGAUUAUGCAUUAUUUCAAUCAAAAGUGGCUCCAGUAACUGAUGGUAGCUUGAAAUAUGAUAAUCUUUUUGAUGCAAUGGUUGAUGCAGUUUAUUCCGCAUUAGAAAAAAUUGAUGCAGGGAAUGUUUCUUUGGUUAUUGGAGAAACUGGCUGGCCUACUGCAGGGAAUGGAGCUAUUACAAAUACUGAAAAUGCAAAGGCAUAUAAUUCAAAUUUGAUAAAACAUGUGGAGAGUGGUGUGGGGACACCAAAAAGACCAGGACAAAAUAUUGAUGUUUUUAUAUUUGCAAUGUUUAAUGAAAAUCUCAAGGCUGCAGGUGUUGAGCAAAAUUGGGGUCUUUUUUAUCCUAAUACGACUGCUGUUUAUCCACUUUUACAAUGUUAAUUGUAAAUCAUACACUACAUUCAUUUAUGUUCUACACUUCGAUUUCAAUUUCGAAUUAUAUUGUACCAAAUAAACCACUUUCAUCCUAU